Molecule: messenger RNA, 2058 nt
Organism: Vicia faba (fava bean)
Lineage: Eukaryota; Viridiplantae; Streptophyta; Magnoliopsida; Fabales; Fabaceae
Source: the annotation of a GenBank genome assembly
AUGUCUGAAGAGGCUGGAUCCAUGUUGGUAGUUUACGACGAUCCCUCUGACCAACACUCCCUGUCUUUGGGAGAUACAAGCAGCACGGAAGAGUCACCUGCUGAAACCACCCUCUCCUUGGAACCAACUAAUGAUCACAUUCCAUACAUUGGUCAGAGGUUUCCCACUCAUGAUUCUGCUUAUGUAUUCUAUAGCCAUUUCGCCAAGACCUGUGGCUUCUCAAUUAGGCGUCACCGAACUGAGGGAAAAGACGGUGUUGGGAAAGGACUUACUAGACGAUACUUUGUUUGUCAUCGUGCUGGCAAUACUCCUGCUAAAUCAUCAAAUGAAACUAAGCCUCAGAGAAAUAGAAAAUCUUCUCGAUGUGCUUGUCAGGCUUAUUUGAGGAUAAGCAAAACCACCGAAUUUGGACCUCCUGAGUGGCGGGUCACUGGUUUUGCCAAUCAUCAUAAUCACGACCUUUUGGAACCUAACCAAGUUCGAUUCCUUCCUGCCUACAGAACUAUAUCAGACGCUGACAAGAAUCGAAUUCUUAUGUUUGCCAAAACAGGGAUUUCUGUUCAUCAAAUGAUCAGGCUAAUGGAGCUUGAGAAGUGCGUCGAACCUGGAUAUUUGCCUUUUACUGAAAAGGACGUAAGGAAUUUACUCCAGUCCUUUAGAAAAUUAGAUCCCGAAGAAGAGACCCUAGAUUUGUUAAGAAUGUGCAAGAAUAUUAAGGAGAAAGAUCCUAAUUUUAAAUUUGAGUACACACUUGAUGCAAACAACCGGUUACAAAACAUUGCCUGGUCGUAUGCCUCUUCCAUCCAAUUGUAUGAUAUCUUUGGGGAUGCUGUGGUAUUUGAUACAACCCAUCGUCUCACUGCAUUUGACAUGCCGCUGGGGAUAUGGGUUGGAAUCAAUAACUAUGGAAUGCCCUGCUUCUUUGGCUGUGUGCUGCUGCGAGAUGAAACUCUCAGGUCAUUUUCCUGGGCAACAAAGGCUUUCUUAGGUUUUAUGAGUGGGAAGGCUCCACAGACUAUAUUAACUGACCAAAACAUGUGUCUCAAAGAAGCACUAUCUGCAGAAAUGCCGAUAACAAAACACGCUUUCUGCAUAUGGAUGAUAGUAGCAAAGUUUCCAUCUUGGUUCAAUGCUGUUCUAGGGGAACGCUACAAUGAGUGGAAGGCUGAAUUUUAUAGACUUUAUAAUCUUGAAUCAGUUGAGGAUUUUGAACUAGGCUGGAGGGAAAUGGUCUGUUCUUUUGGGCUGCAUUCCAAUCGGCACAUGCUUAAUUUAUAUAGCUCGCGCUCACUUUGGGCAUUGCCAUAUUUAAGAAGCCAUUUUCUUGCGGGAAUGACUACAACUGGUCAGUCAAAGUCAAUUAACGCCUUCAUUCAACGGUUUUUAAGCGCACAGACACGACUUGCUCACUUUGUUGAACAGUUUGCUUUGCACAACCAGGUAGCUGUUGCUGUGGAUUUUAAAGACCAAACUGGAGAACAACAAACCAUGCAGCAGAAUCUACAAAAUGUUUGCCUCAAAACAGGAGCUCCCAUGGAAUCGCACGCUGCUACGGUCCUCACUCCUUUUGCCUUUUCAAAGCUUCAAGAACAACUCGUGUUGGCUGCACAUUAUGCAUCUUUUUCAGUGGAAGACGGGUUUCUUGUGAGACAUCACACAAAAGUUGAAGGAGGUCGCAAAGUUUAUUGGUCCUCUCAAGAAGGAGUUAUAAGCUGCAGCUGUCACCAGUUUGAAUUUUCUGGAAUUUUGUGUAGGCACUCUUUGAGAGUUCUUUCAACAGGAAAUUGCUUUCAGAUCCCGGAUACAUAUCUUCCCAUCCGAUGGCGUCGUAUCAGCGUGCCGCCUUCGAAGCUUCUUCAAAAUGCAUCCAGUGAUCAUGCCGAAAGAGUUAAGCUAUUCCAAAAUAUGGUUUCAUCUCUAAUUACAGAAUCUGCCAAGUCUAAAGAACGAUUAGAUGUUGCUACAGAACAAGUUUCCAUUCUUCUGUCUCGCAUUAGGGAGCAACCCAUUUCAUUACAAUGUGCCAGAGAUAUUUCUACUAUUAAUAGGAAUCUAUGA